CCGAGCGGCGCAGGUUGGUGGGAGACGCGAGCGGUGCAGGGCGAGGCGAGGCGAGGCGAGGCGCGGAGCCGCCGCGGAGCGCGGGAGCCAUGCUUGCCAACUCGGCCACAAUGCGGAUCCUCAUCAAAGGGGGGAAGGUGGUGAAUGACGACUGCACCCUGGAGGCCGACGUUUACAUUGAGAACGGCAUCAUCCAGCAAGUGGGCCGGGAGCUCAUGAUCCCAGGAGGGGCCAAGGUGAUUGACGCCACCGGGAAGCUGGUGAUCCCGGGCGGCAUCGACACCAGCACUCACUUCCACCAGACCUUCAUGAAUGCCACCUGUGUAGACGACUUCUACCACGGCACCAAGGCUGCUCUGGUUGGAGGGACGACCAUGGUCAUCGGCCACGUGCUGCCCGACAGGGAGACCUCCCUCCUGGACGCCUACGAGAAGUGCCGGAGCCUGGCCGACCCCAAGGUCUGCUGUGACUACGCCCUGCACAUGGGCAUCACCUGGUGGGCCCCCAAGGUGAAGUCGGAGAUGGAGAGCCUGGUGCGGGAGAAGGGGGUGAACUCCUUCCAGAUGUUCAUGACCUACAAGGACCUGUACAUGCUGCGGGACAGCGAGCUCUACCAAGUCUUCCUCGCCUGCAAGGACAUUGGCGCCAUCGCCCGGGUGCACGCUGAGAACGGGGAGCUGGUGGCAGAGGGGGCGAAGGAGGCGCUGGAUUUGGGCAUCACAGGACCAGAGGGAAUCGAGAUCAGCCGACCGGAGGAGCUGGAGGCUGAAGCCACGCACCGUGUGAUCACCAUCGCCAACCGGACUCACUGCCCCGUCUACCUGGUCAACGUGUCCAGCAUGUCUGCCGGCGACGUCGUGGCUGCCGCUAAGAUGCAAGGGAAGGUAGUGUAUGCAGAGACCACCACGGCGCACGCCACGCUGACGGGCCUGCACUAUUACCACCAGGACUGGUCCCACGCCGCCGCUUAUGUCACCGUGCCGCCCCUGCGGCUGGACACCAACACCUCCACCUACCUCAUGAGCCUGCUAGCCAACGACACCCUCAAUGUCGUGGCUUCCGACCACCGGCCCUUCACCAGCAAGCAGAAAGCCAUGGGCAAGGAGGACUUCACCAAGAUCCCCCACGGCGUGAGCGGCGUGCAAGAUCGCAUGAGCGUCAUUUGGGAGCGGGGUGUGGUCGGGGGGAAGAUGGAUGAGAACCGCUUUGUAGCUGUGACCAGCUCGAACGCAGCCAAGAUCCUCAACCUGUACCCACGGAAGGGCCGCAUCAUCCCCGGGGCUGACGCAGACAUCGUGGUGUGGGACCCUGAAGCCACCAAGACCAUCUCUGCCAGCACCCAGGUGCAGGGGGGAGACAUCAACCUGUACGAGACCAUGCGCUGCCACGGGGUGCCGCUGGUCACCAUCAGCCGCGGGCGCGUGGUCUACGAGAACGGCGUCUUCAUGUGUGCUGAAGGCACCGGCAAGUUCUGCCCGCUCCGCUCCUUCCCCGACUCCGUCUACAAGAAGCUCGUCCAGCGGGAGAAGAGUUUAAAGUUUAGGGGCGUGGAGCGCACCCCCUACCUGGGGGACGUGGCUGUGGUUGUGCAUGCUGGGAAAAAGGAGACGGGGACUCCACUUGCAGAUACCCCCACCCGACCUGCCACUCGACAUGGGGGCAUGAGGGACCUUCACGAGUCCGGCUUCAGCCUAUCCGGUUCUCAGAUCGAUGACCAUGUUCCAAAGCGAGCUUCGGCCCGGAUUCUCGCUCCCCCCCGGAGGCAGGUCUAGCGGCAUUUGGUAAAACCAGCAACCUGUCCCCAAACUAAGGACGCAGCAGCAGCACCCCACUCCUCCUGCCGGCCCCACCCCCACUGGAAGACCUGGCCGUGCCUCCUCCAACCGCCCCUGGGCACCGGGACACCACAGUGCUGUCCAGCAGGGCUGUUUGCCAUCCAGUCCCGCCAGGCGGUGGCGCCCACUGGGAAGAGGCUGCAAGCCGUGCCCUCCUGCGGGUGGGCCAUGGUAGGGGCUGCCCUGAAAGUAUGGCCAUGCAUCCACACAUGACUGCAGCUCCUUUCUGUGAGAUAACGUUUGCUUUGCAGGCUGCACAGCUGGGCUCCUGGGCCCACUGCAUGCAGCACUAGCCAGCAGCAAGCUGCCUGCGGCAUGGGGCAGGUGGGGCGCUGGUGCGGGCCAGGCCGGGUGGGGGAGGGAGGGCGGCCUCUACGUUCCCUUUUCUGUUUGCACGUUGGGUUUGGAUCAGUGAGUUUUGACUUGUUUGUGCAUCACGUGAAAAUAAUCCCAGGUGGUUUGUGUCAUUAGCGUUAGGGGAGAAGCGGGAGAAGGGCCGGGCCCAUGGCGAGAAGAGGGCGCAGGACCCCCCACACCAGGCUGCUGACUCCGUGCUAUGGACAGCAGACUCUGAAAGGAGGUUGAGGCCCCCCUCACUGGUACACACAGAGCAAGGGCCCCGACUAUGUCCAGAUGUGCUACCCCCCCACACUCACACCCACACCCAGAUCCCUGUGUGGGGAUCUGCUUUCCGCCCCCCCGCACAGAUCCCUGUGUGGGGAUGUGCUACACACACAGACACAGAUCCCUGUGUGGGGAUAUGCUAAACCAACUCCCGUCCGUGGCUGGGCUCCAUUUGAUGGGUGAUGGCAUUGAGCCCCCUUGGAAAGCAUUGAGUUCCUCAGGUGAAACGGGUAUGUCUCUUCCUCUCCCUGUUGCCAUGGGAACAAGCCCAAUGAUGCCACCUCCCAGUUGAACCAGGUUCAGGAGUUUGAAAAAUCCAAGGUUUCAGAGUAGCAGCCGUGUUAGUCAGUAUCUGCAAAAAGAACAGGAGGACUUGUGGCACCUUAGAGACUAACACAUUUAUUAGAGCAUCAGCUUUCGCGGGCUACAGCUCACUUCGUCGGAUGCAUAGAAUGGAACAGAGAGUAAGAAAAUAUAAAAAUACAUACAGAGAAGGUGGAAGUUGCCGUACAAACUGUAAGAGACUCAUUAAUUAAGAUGAGCUAUUAUCAGCAGGAGAAAAAAACUUUUGUUGUGAUAAUCAAGCCGGCCCAUUUAGACAGUUGACCAGAAGGUGUGAGGAUACUUAACAUGGGGAAAUAGAUUCAAUCUGUGUAAUGACCCAGCCACUCCCAGUCUCACAGAUCUUGGGAGACAGGCCAGUCCUUGCUCACAGACAGCCCCCCAAUCUGAAGCAAAUACUCACCAGCAACCACACACCAGAACCACUAACCCAGGAACCUAUCCUUGCAACAAAGCCCGAUGCCAACUCUGUCAAGUGACACCAUCAUAGGACCUAAUCACAUUAGCCAUGCCAUCAGGGGCUCGUUCACCUGCACAUCUAGCAAUGUGAUAUAUGCCAUCAUGUGCCAGCAAUGCCCCUCUGCCAUGUACAUUGGUCAAACUGGAUAGUCUCUAUGUAAAAGAAUAAAUGGACACAAGUCUGACAUCAGGAAUCAUAACAUUCAAAAACCAGUAGGAGAACACUUCAACCUCUCUGGCCACUCAGUAAAAGAUUUAAGGGUGGCAAUUUUGCAAGAGAAAAGCUUCAAAAACAGACUCCAACAAGAAACUGCUGAGCUUGAAUUAAUAUGCAAACUAGAUACCAUUAACUUGGGUUUGAAUAGAGACUGGCAGUGGCUGGGUCAUUACACAUAUUGAAUCUAUUUCCCCAUGUUAAGUAUCCUCACACCUUCUUGGCAACUGUCUAAAUGGGCCGGCUUGAUUAUCACGACAAAAGUUUUUUUCUCCUGCUGAUAAUAGCUCAGCUUAAUUAAUGAGUCUCUUACAGUUUGUACGGCAACUUCCACCUUCUCUGUAUGUGUGUAUAUAUAUAUAUCUUCUUACUCUAUGUUCCAUUCUAUGCAUCCGAUGAAGUGAGCUGUAGCCACGAAAGCUGAUGCUCUAAUAAAUUAUUAGUCUCUAAGGUGCCACAAGUCCUCCUGUUCUUUUUGAAAAUCCAAGCUUCCCUGAGACUGAUGUGUCCCCAUCCCCGAGCGGUGGCCAGUGGGCUGGCCCUGUUCCCACCCUCCCUGUAGCAGUGUCAUUGGGCUAGUCCAUCAGCUGGGGUGCCAUGGCGGGGAGGGGACACCCCCUGCGCCCCAGAGACCAGCCAGCGGGGCCAUCGCAGAGAAAUCAGACUGGCCCUGAGACCCGGCUGGGGGCGAUGGGGAGCUUCUGAGCCAACCCUGCCCUCUCCCAGCCCCAUGGGAGCCCUUGCUAGCCCUGGGAUCCCCCUCGGGGUGUGUGAGAGCCGGCACCCCAGAGCACAGCCAGUCCGUGUCCCAAGAAGCUCACAGCCCAAGAGCCAGGGAGAUUCCUGGUGCCAGCGGCUGGCUGCUGGGGGCUGGGGGGGGGUCCCUGGAGCCACAGGCUCACUGUUGGGCAAGGGAUCUCCUGGUGCCAGAGGCCUGGCUGUUGAGGGUUCGGGGGGUCCCCUGGUGCCAGAGGCUGGCUGUUGGGGGCUAGGGGUAUCCCUAGAGCCAGGGGAUGUCUUUUGGGGUUGGGGAUCUGCUGGUGCCAGAGACCGGCUGUUGAGGCAGGGGGUGUCCCUGGAGCCAAAGGCUGUCUGUUGGGAUGUAGGGGUCCCCCAGUGACAGAGGAUUGCUGUUGAGGGUGGGGGCCCCCCACGCCAGAGGCUGGCUUUUGGGAGGUGGGAGAUCCCCUUGAACCAGAGGCUGGCUGUUAGGGAAUGGGGGGGUCCCCUUGAGCUUAUUGUUCUUUCCCCAACCAUGUGACAUCUCUGCUGUCUGAACCUGUCACAGCCUCCAGAGGCCCUGGCCCCCCAGCCACUGUGCUGCUGAUACGCAGGCCCCACAAGUGCCCCCUCAUCUUCUGCCUGGCUGCCAUCUCUCACUGGGGACGUCUUCCUGGCUGCGGUGGCCACCUUCCUCCUGCGGAGACCCAGGAGCAGCCGAGGCCUAAUGGCUGUCUGCUGGGCCUGGCUGAGAUGAGCAGGGUCUCUGCCUGGACGGCUGCCACUCCAGGGGCUCAGGGCUUGGCUGGAGCGACUCCUUCCCGGCCUGGCUGCUUGCGGGUCGGAGCUCAGCCCUGCUUGUAGGGCAGAGGCUGAGCCAGGCGGUCAUGGACUGGGGCGUCCGGACACCACAGUAAACCCAACUUGUCUAUCAGUGGAAGUAGCAAGGAAUCCAGCUCCCGAGUGUGUGCUGGCCACAGGAGUCCCAGCCACGAGCCACGCCUCUCUCACAUAAUGGUGCUAAACCGUGUUGGCCGCAAGGCUACACAUUCCUGUGCUUUAAUCAUCUGUGUCUGGCAGAACAAGAACAAGCAGCAACCCUGAGCCGGGGCCUGGGGCCGGUUCUCAGUGGACUCGAGCAACUUCUCCUGUGUUUCUCCUCCAUGUUCCUUUGGGGUAGCGUGAAAUGUGAAAUGUAACUUGUGCACUUUUUCCACUAGCUGGUACCUGUAGGUGUGGGAGCAGCCGGGCGGUGGCACUGGCUCCCAGGCCCGGAGGUGUGGGAGCGGCUGGGCAGGGGCGUUGGCUCCCGGGCCCGGAGGUGUGGGAGCGGCCAGGCGGGGGCACUGGCUCCCGGGCCCAUGGCAGAGACUUGGUUCCGGGCCUGCCACCUUCCCCGCUGGAUAGUCUGUAUUGGCUGGUUUUAGAGACAUGCCAUAUGUUUCUGUUUGCUCAUUAAAGAUCGUUCUCACAGUCUGA
Molecule: messenger RNA, 5673 nt
Organism: Dermochelys coriacea (leatherback sea turtle)
Lineage: Eukaryota; Metazoa; Chordata; Testudines; Dermochelyidae
Gene: DPYSL5
Product: dihydropyrimidinase like 5
Exons: 13
Coding region: 90-1772 (560 amino acids)
Cellular component (GO): cytosol; cytoplasm
Molecular function (GO): hydrolase activity, acting on carbon-nitrogen (but not peptide) bonds, in cyclic amides
Source: RefSeq, a predicted model, not a curated record